UCCUGAAAUUAUAGAUGAUUUGGUGACGAGCUGAGCUUGCAAUGCAGGCAAUAAAAACCGUGGAAAAAGAAGUGACUUUUAUAAAGGAAACACUUUUCACAGAAUCCUUCCUAAAGAAACAAGAGUGCAGCAGAAGCCCGGAGAGCAGGCAACUCUGUGAACAGCAGCCAUUGGAAGGAGCUGUCUGCAGCUCUCAGUGCUGUACUGAGCAUGUCCCAGCGGAGCCCAGUGCAAGCAGCACAUUAUGCAAAAAGGCAGAUCUAGCAGAUGGGAGAGAGGCACAGCAAGCAUUUGCUUCACUUGCACCACCACCGCUUGAAAACAAACCUGGAUCACUAGAGAGGAUCUCGCCGGCAGGCCAAAGGAAUGAAAUCCAGGAGCAUGGCUUGAUUGCUGAAUGUGUUGCACUGCGAAAAAUCAUGGGGAAUCAGGAUGGGAAGCUAAAGAAAAACGCAGGUGAUGUGCACGAAGGAGGAGAGGAUGCCUCUGGGCCCAAGGAUACAGAUGGCACAAAGAAGGUAUCGGGAAGCAGAAGGGGACUGGGGAAACAUGCAAAAGGAAGUGAAUCCGGUAAGAAGAAGGGUAAGUCAGAUUCGAGGGCGUCGGUGUUUUCAAAUCUGAGGAUAAGAAAAAAUCUGUCCAAGGCUAAAGACGGGAAUAGCAGUUCACGGGAGGAUGUUUUGGAAAGCCAGGCCUUGCAGGCUGGAGAGCUGGACAGUACUCAUUCAAUUCUUACCAAAACUCCAGAUAUAAGCAUCUCUGCAGAUGAAGGGGGUCUCUCGGACACAGAUGUUGAACAUUUUGAAAUCAGAAAUGAAACUGUCCCAGCUGCUGCCGAGACACAGGAUGGACAAAGGACCAGCUCUGGCUCUGAUACAGAUAUAUACAGUUUCCAUUCAGCCACAGAACAAGAGGAUUUGCUUUCUGAUAUCCAGCAAGCUAUUAGACUGCAGCAGCAGCAGCAGCAGGGGGCAAUUAACAUUGGAACUGAGGACCUUGUCACCAAAACAAUGGGCCGGCACAUGGCUAAUUCGCAGGCAGCCCCCUUAGAUUUUGAACGAUUUCUUUCAGUAACUACCACUGACAAAGAGAGGAGCCCAGACACUGAGGGGCCUUUCCCAGCGAUAUCUGAAAUUGCAGAAAAUGUUCCCAUCUCCUGUGCAACUGAACGUGAACUGAAAGAAGCAGUAAAUGGCACAGGCUCUCCUGGUAACGGCUUAUUUGAAACACAAGAACGUAAGCUAUUGAUUGAGGAACAGGAGCAGCUCAUUUCUGGAGUGAAUGCUGUAGCUAGUGAACCAGAAGAUAAUUUUAAUAGAACUGUGGUGGAAAACAGGUCUCAGACACACAGCUCUGCACAACCUUUUUCAACCUUGGUAGCAGAUGCUGAGACUAAAACUGCUGAAGUGCAGGCUGUUGAUUUGCAGGGGUCAGUAACAGAGGACGGUAUUUCAGAUGCAGGCCGUGAUCAUGCUGCUGAGACUCAGGAAGGGAAACACACUCUGUCAUCCAGUCAAGAGGACCUGCAUAAUGGUUUACCCACGGAAACGAAAAAUGGCAUUUUGUCCUCCGAGGGGACAGCAGGCAGUCCGAUGCUUGGUUCCCGAUGCUUUAAGCCCUAUCUAAUUAAUCCUUGUUACAUCAAAACCACAACUAGGCAACUGAGUUCUCCCAACCAUUCACCUUCACCCUCCCCAUCCCAGAGUCCACUUCUUACAAGGAAGCAGGAGUCCUUCCACAAAAAAGAAAAAGUCUCAAUCAAGAAGCAGAGGUCUGCUAGUUUGGCAGGUUUAUUUAGUCGUUCUGCAGACUGGACAGAAGAGGUAUCUAAUCACAAAUGCGAGAUAACGCAGAAGGUGGGCUCUGCAGGGUACUUGGAGCACAAGGGGUUUAGAGAGAAAUUUCAAACGGAAAGAGUGCCUUUGACUCAUUCAAGAAAGUCCUCAGGGGUGCAGGCUUCUGCAGAGACAUUCCCCAAUGUCUUUUCAGGUCGAACUCUGCUGGAAAAGCUUUUCAGCCAGCAGGAAAAUGCACCACAAGAAGAAGCAGAAAAGCUAUGUUCUCGCAUUAUUGCAAUGGGUCUUUUGCUUCCAUUCACCGACUGCUUCAGAGAACCAUGUAAUCAGAGUGCCCAGCAAAGCACACCCACAUUUGAUCAAGACCAGCUUUAUACUUGGGCUGCAGUUAGCCAACCCACACAUUCAUUGGAUUACGUUGAAGGAAGCUUUCCAAGGAGAAUUUCUUCUGUGUGGCCCCCACCCAAACCUCCAGAUGAAGAACAAAAACUCAAAAGUACGGAAGAAGAAUUGAAAUCUGCUGUCCUAGAAACAGACAAACAAUGCAUAGAAGAUGUUCAGCGAGUACAG
Leptosomus discolor (cuckoo roller) is the source of this 2366-nucleotide messenger RNA. NCBI's taxonomy places the organism in Eukaryota, Metazoa, Chordata, Aves, Leptosomiformes, Leptosomidae. The record is from RefSeq and is a predicted model, not a curated record.